AAUAUUCACCCAAAAAAAAGUUUUUGACAGGAAAUAGUGGCAGUACCAGUUCUAAUAAUUUAUUAUAUCUUUCCCAUGUUCAGUAAGUUCCAUACAUUAUUAUCAAAAACUUCACGGAGUGUGACAUUUCUUUGGCUUUUGCUUAUGUUAGACACUGCAAUUUCUGCAAACUCAAUAUAAUUUUUUUUUUCCUCCAUCUUCUUAGUAACCAAACCUUUAAUAACCAUUCUUCCUUCCUUCCUAAUCUCAUAAAUACUAAAGCUUUUUGUUCUCUGCAACUUCCUUUUUAGCUUCUUUGGACUAAGCUUUUUUUUUUUUUCGAAGACCUGGUUGAUUUGGUGAACCAAAACAACAGAGGCUAAACUGUAGUUGGUCACCAUCUCUGUUUUUUUCUCUCUGCUUUCUCAGCUCUUUUCCUACACCAUGAACACGUAGAAAAACCCCAGCAUGCGCAAAUCAUUACAUCAAAAUUUCAAGAAAACAUGAGCUCGUAUACCAAAAAUCUCCAUUUCUGGUGGAAGGUUGCUUCGUUUUUCGUUCUUCUAAUCCUUCGCUCGCUCGCUCUCAACUCAGACGGUGUGUUCCUGCUUGCUUUCAAAUACUCCAUCUUGAGCGACCCAUUGUUGGUCUUGGAAAACUGGAACUACAACGAUGUAACACCUUGUUCAUGGAGAGGAGUUACUUGCACUGAAAUCGGAUUUCCCGGAACUCCGGACAUGUUCAGGGUCACCGGUUUGGUCCUACCAAACAGUCAGCUUCUGGGUUCGAUCGCUGCAGACCUUGGUAAGAUCCAGCACCUUCGUAAUCUUGAUCUCUCUAACAAUUUCUUCAAUGGGUCUUUGCCCAGUUCCAUUUUCAAUGCCUCGGAGCUUCAGGUGCUUUCUCUCUCUAACAAUGUUAUCUCUGGUGAGCUGCCUGAGUCUGUGGGUGGGUUAGCAAGUCUUCAGGUGUUGAAUCUUUCUGAUAAUGCCUUGGCUGGAAAAGUACCAGAGAAUCUCACUUCUCUGCAAAAUCUUACAGUUAUUAGCUUAAAAAGUAACUAUUUCUCUGGGAAUGUUCCAAGUGGGUUUAACAGUGUUCACGUUUUGGAUCUGUCUUCGAAUUUACUCAAUGGUUCUCUGCCUUUGGGUUUUGGUGGUGGGGGUUUCCGUUAUCUGAAUCUCUCUUACAACAAGAUUUCCGGGAACAUACCUCCGGAAUUCGCGAAGAAAAUCCCAGUGAAUGCCACCAUUGAUCUUUCGUUCAACAAUCUCACUGGAGCAAUUCCGGAAACACUUGCUCUGCAUAAUCAGAAAACAGAGUGGUUUUCGGGAAAUGCCGAUCUUUGCGGAAAACCACUGAAGAAUCUCUGCUCGAUUCCUUCGACACUUUCCACUCCGCCAAACGAUACCAAAGGUACAACAUCUUCUCCGGCAAUAGCAGCGAUUCCCAAAACAAUCGACUCGACCCCGGUGACAAAUUCGUCGGGAACACCAAGCAGUACGCAGAGUCAACAACAGAGCGGGCUAAAACCGGGUACGAUAGCCGGAAUCGCACUCGGAGACGUAGCCGGGAUAGCCGUCGUCGCAAUCAUCAUUCUCUAUGUGUACCAGAUCAAGAAGGGGAAAAGUCUCAGACUACCCAGAUCAGACCCAGAAAAGAAAUUAGGAAUUGAAGCGGGACAAGACCUGGAAACCAUGAAACCACCCUCUGCUGCAUGGUCGUGUUUACCCAUUAAAGGAGAAGAGACAUCGGAAGCGACGAGCUCCGAUAGCGACCCUGAGGAUAAAAUUGGAGAAGCAAACAAUAACAAUAACAACCGGCAAACGGGUUUGCUGAUGACCGUGGAUGGUGAACCGGAGAUGGAGCUGGAGACAUUGUUGAAAGCGUCGGCUUAUAUGUUGGGAGCGAGCGGUGCGAGCAUUUUGUACAAGGCGUUGCUCGAGGACGGGACAGCGCUGGCCGUGAGGAGGAUCGGAGAGAGUCGUGUGGAGAGGAUGAGGGAUUUCGAGACCCAGGUGAAGCUUAUCGCCAAGCUUCGACAUCCAAAUUUGGUUCGGGUUCGUGGGUUUUACUGGGGAAACGAUGAGAAGCUAGUUAUCUAUGAUUAUGUAUCUAAUGGCAGCCUCGCUAGCACCACUGCCAGAAGAGCAGGCUCGUCACCAUGUCAUCUACCUCUUGCGGUCCGGCUUCAGAUAGCAAGAGGGGUUGCUAGGGGGCUGGCUUACAUCCAUGAGAAGAAACAUGUUCAUGGCAAUAUUAAACCUAGUAACAUCCUCUUAAAUCCUGAUAUGGAGCCCAUAAUAAGCGAUUUUGGCCGUGACCGCCUUCUCUUUGGCAACACCCGAGCAAGUGGUUCAGCUAGGCACUUGGGAAGCUACUCGUCCACGAGUCGAGAUGGCCAGCAAGAUUUUCUGAUUGGUGGUAGCCCAUCCGGUGGGUCUUGUACAGGUGGUGCAUCGCCUUAUCAAGCACCUGAGUCUCUGAAGAACUUGAAGCCCAACGCCAAGUGGGAUGUGUUCUCAUUUGGUAUUGUUUUGCUUGAGCUGCUGACUGGGAGGGUUUUUUCGGAGCGUGAGCUAAGCCAGUGGUCCGGUGGUGGCUCGAUGGCCGGAGAGGAGAGGAACCGGAUGUUGAGAAUGUUUGAUGUGGCAAUUAGGACUGAGGUUGAGAACAAGGAAGAUGUAAUGCUUGGUUGUUUGAAAUUAGGGUUGAGUUGUGCUUGUUUUGUCCCACAAAAAAGACCAACCAUGAAAGAAGCUCUACAAGUCCUAGACAAAAUCCCUUCUUCCAGUGUAUCUCAUUAACACUGCUAAUGUUGCACUUGGGUCCCACAAAAGUGCUUUUGUUAGGUUAAAGUGCUUUAAAUCUUUUUUUUUUUUUUAAUUAUUAUUAUUUUUUUCCUUCAUGUUUUAGUGACCUUGAAUGUUGCAUAGAAAGGAUGAGUGAAUGAAUGAAUGAAUGUUGAUAUUAUAUAAUUCAUGUGACAAAAUUGAUGUAUGAGCAUUUUUAUUUGUCAAAAGUGGUGUAAUCAGUAAUGAUA
Ziziphus jujuba (common jujube) is the source of this 3022-nucleotide messenger RNA. Its product is annotated as probable LRR receptor-like serine/threonine-protein kinase At4g37250. Gene Ontology annotation, biological process: protein phosphorylation. The coding region runs from base 483 to 2786 and encodes 767 amino acids. Gene Ontology annotation, molecular function: protein binding; protein kinase activity; ATP binding. NCBI's taxonomy places the organism in Eukaryota, Viridiplantae, Streptophyta, Magnoliopsida, Rosales, Rhamnaceae. The transcript has 2 exons. The record is from RefSeq and is a predicted model, not a curated record.